Homarus americanus (American lobster) is the source of this 336-nucleotide messenger RNA. Its product is annotated as proline-rich receptor-like protein kinase PERK2. Lineage: Eukaryota; Metazoa; Arthropoda; Malacostraca; Decapoda; Nephropidae. Bases 1 to 336 code for a protein of 111 amino acids. The record is from RefSeq and is a predicted model, not a curated record. The transcript has a single exon.
AUGCCCCACCCGCCGCUGAUGCUCCACCCGCUGCUGAUGCUCACACUGCUGCCGCUGCCCCCACCACCGCUGAUUCUCCCGCUGCCGCCGCCUCUACCCACCGCUGAUUCACCCGCUGCUGAUGCCCCACCCGCUGCUGCUGCCCCACCCGCCGCCGAAUACCCGCCACUGAUGCCCCACCCGCUGCUGAUGCCCCCACCCGCCGCCGAUGCCCCACCACCGCUGAUGCCCCACCCGCUGCCGAUGCCCCGCUCACUGCUGAUGCCCCGACCCGCUGCCGAUGCCCCACCCACCGCUGAUGCCCCACCUGCUGCUGAUGCCUCCACCUGCCGCUGA